This is a messenger RNA of Cannabis sativa, 1505 nucleotides long. Its product is annotated as putative L-ascorbate peroxidase 6. Lineage: Eukaryota; Viridiplantae; Streptophyta; Magnoliopsida; Rosales; Cannabaceae. Gene Ontology annotation, molecular function: heme binding; peroxidase activity. Gene Ontology annotation, biological process: response to reactive oxygen species; hydrogen peroxide catabolic process; cellular response to oxidative stress. The record is from RefSeq and is a predicted model, not a curated record. The coding region runs from base 153 to 1139 and encodes 328 amino acids. The transcript is spliced from 10 exons.
UUAAUUUGGAUGAUAUUAUUUCUAGAGAGAAAAAAAAAACACGUAUAAUAAGAUUAUCUAUAUUGGCGACUGGCGAGUAGAACACAGCUCUUCAUGUAUUAGUCCAAAUAAUACAUAAAUAAAUAAAUAAAUAGUUAAUAAGAGCGCUGGCUAUGGCUUCACCAACAUCCGUCAGCGCCGUUGUCGCUCCUCCGUCAUUCUCCGCUUCCCUCCGCCGCAGAAUCAAAAUUCCCGCCACAUUCCUCCGCUCACCCUCUUCCGCCUUCUAUUUUGGUCCAACUUUUCCCACUGCCUCCUAUUCCACCCACACUUCAGUUGGGGAUCAUAAUUGGAACAGAAGGGGACUAGUAUUUACUGCCACACUGCCAUUUCUUAUUCCUCUGUAUGAAUCCUUGGAUAGUGUUUCUGUAAAAGCAGCAGAGUCAAUAAGUAACAAUGAAUAUAGUAAGCUUUUAAAGGAUGAGAUAAGAAAAGUAGUUCCCAAGGGCAGGGCUGCUGGUGUACUUCGCCUGGUUUUUCAUGAUGCUGGAACCUUUGACAUCAAUGACAAUUCAGGAGGUAUGAAUGGCUCUAUCAUUUAUGAACUCGAAAGAGCUGAAAAUGCAGGUCUUAAAGGCCCUGUGAAGAUUAUACAGAAAGCAAAGAGUGUAGUGGAAGCUAUAAAGCCAGUAUCUUGGGCAGAUUUGAUUGCUGUAGCUGGAGCCGAAGCUGUUUCACUAUGUGGAGGCCCAACAAUUCCUGUUGCGUUAGGCCGGGUGGAUUCGAAGGAUGAAGAUCCAGAUGGGAAGCUUCCUCUUGAAACUCUCGGUGCUUCUGCUCUGAAGGAAAGCUUUCGAAGAAAAGGCUUAUCAACGCAAGAACUCGUAGCUCUGACUGGAGCCCAUACUCUUGGAAGUAAAGGUUUUGGAGACCCGGAUGUCUUUGACAAUUCAUAUUUCAAAAUUCUUCUCAAGAAACCAUGGAAGUCAGGUGGCAUGUCAGGCAUGGUUGGGCUUCCAUCAGAUCGAGCUCUUGCUGAGGAUGAAGAAUGUUUAAGCUGGAUAACAAAGUAUGCCGAAAAUCAGAACUUGUUCUUUGAAGAUUUUGAAAAGGCUUACAUCAAACUAGUGAAUUCAGGUGCCAAGUGGAGGAGCUUGUGAUAUGAUUUCUUGGAAGAAAAUUACAUUUUGGCUUUGAAGGGAGAGUUUGCAUAUUUCUCAAAGACAAUGAAUAGAUUACCAUAGAAUGAAACAACAACAAACAGCACAAGACUGUCAUAUUGAUUGAGCUUGAUGAUGAUGGAGUAUAAUCAUGAAUUAUCCCUAAACAUAAACCAAAGCCAAAAAGGACAAGGAACUACAAAUCCCUCGCCACAUCUAGAGAAGGUAGCCCUUCUUUAAAAUUUUAUUGUCAUUUUUUUUUAAUUUUUUUUGGAACAAUGAACAAAUUUUCAUUAAAAAAAAACAGCGUUGAGUAUAUUAUAAAGAGAGAUGGAAAAUUCUCCAUCGAAAUUAAUUCACCAUCUA